UCGAUUACUUAAAGAGGGAGAGAUAGCUAUUGCUGAGUAUUCCCAGCUGGUGCAGAUUAUGGCAGGUGUUCGCGAUCUGGAUGAGUAUUUGUCGCUAAUCGUGGGCCUCCGUUGUUACGGAGCUUUAGCCAUGACCAUUCUCUUCACUUUCAUGUGCAGCCAGAAUGCUGUCAACCAGCAGCCUUCGGUGGACGCUGUCAUCGCACUGAUCAACGGUUUUGUCUCGUUCUGUACUGUGCUCGUUGUCUGCGCGUAUUCAUACGAACAGGGCCAGAGACUGUCAAAAGUUGCCACAAUUUGUCUGCGCAAUGGAGAAAACAAGUGGCAGACUGAUGAAUGGAAUGACAUGUACCACCGCGGCGAGCGAUGCGAACGAGCUUAUUUUACGAUUGCGGGAGUGACAGUCACCCGAGAAAGCGUCAUGCAGAUCUGCGCCGCUUUGGUAAGCACUUUGUUGGUUUUUGCGGAAUUGGCUCGCGGCCCUACUAACGCAGAAGCUGGCAGCAGCGCCAUUAACGUCACUGAGGUCAUCCUGUAUACAACUGCAAGUGCCAAAACUGACGUAGAAUAAUCUGUUAACUCUGUGGGUGACAGAAAAUCUAGGCGCGGGAAAUGCCGAACGGAAUUCGGGUCCUUCUGGAACUCAUUGUUUCAACCAAAUUUAUACGUUCUCGGUUCUAAUUUUUGUUGACAUUCGUAAAUUUACAACAGGCUGCGGUAAUGAAUAAAUCAUGACGUUGUAAUAAUUUUAAACACCCUCAAAAUUUAGUAGCAUUGACCAAUAUCAAGUAGCAGCCGGCAGCAGGCAGCAACAGUAACAACAAGCAUUUAGCAACGAUGUUGCAAACCUUGCACAGCUGGUUUACCCUUUAUUUUGUAAGAGCAUCGCGUUUGCUGGAUAACAAACAAAAACUCUCAUUAUGCAU
Paramacrobiotus metropolitanus is the source of this 926-nucleotide messenger RNA. RefSeq lists its product as uncharacterized. NCBI's taxonomy places the organism in Eukaryota, Metazoa, Tardigrada, Eutardigrada, Parachela, Macrobiotidae. The record is from RefSeq and is a predicted model, not a curated record. The transcript has 3 exons. Bases 59 to 571 code for a protein of 170 amino acids.